This is a messenger RNA of Scophthalmus maximus (turbot), 2812 nucleotides long. RefSeq names its product rho GTPase-activating protein 19-like. Gene Ontology annotation, molecular function: GTPase activator activity. Gene Ontology annotation, biological process: regulation of small GTPase mediated signal transduction; signal transduction. The record is from RefSeq and is a predicted model, not a curated record. The transcript has 11 exons. The coding region runs from base 60 to 1445 and encodes 461 amino acids. Lineage: Eukaryota; Metazoa; Chordata; Actinopteri; Pleuronectiformes; Scophthalmidae. Gene Ontology annotation, cellular component: cytoplasm.
ACCAAUCAUCGCAGCGGGGGUGGGACUAAACAUGAGACAGCGGAAGAUUCAAAACGAAGAUGGCGGCUGAAAGCGAUCCCCAAAACAAUCACAAACUGGGCAGGAGCGGGACGAAGUGCAGUGUUUUCAACAGGCAGGAGAGGCCGACCCUCAGCCAACCCGUGAUCUUCAACCCGGACUUCUUCGUGGAGAGGCUGCGGCACGAGCAUCCGCAGGCCUUCGCCGACUUGAUCCUGAGCAACAUCACUCGGCUCAUCGAUCUUCCGGGCGACGAGUUCGCCCAGCUCACCGGAGAGUCCGAGCCCCGGGUGCCCUCGUCCUCCUCCUCCUCCUCCUCCGGCGGCUUCCUGCGCUCCUUGAACUUCCUGAAGCGAAAAGACAAAGGAGUGGUUUUUGGUGCACCGUUAACUGAAGAAGGAAUCGCACAGAUCUAUCAACUCAUUGAAUACCUGAGUAAAAACCUUCAAGUAGAGGGGUUGUUCCGUGUGCCAGGCCACAGCCUGAGGCAGGCAGCCCUGAGGGAGAUGCUGAAUGCCGGUGCAGAGAUAGACCUAGACACAGGCGAUUUCCACCCCAAUGAUGCGGCCACAUUGCUUAAGGCCUACCUGGGAGAGCUGCCAGAGCCUCUGCUCACACACAGACACUAUCAUGCUCACCUGAAGAUCGGAGAGCUCACUCGCUUCGAUGAUAAUGGGGAUAAGACCCAUGUGCCCGACAAGGAGCGGCAGAUUGAGGCACUUCAGCUGCUUGUCAUGCUGCUCCCACCCGCCAACCGCAGUCUAUUGAAGCUGCUGCUGGACUUGUUGUACCACACCGCUCGCAAUCAGCACAUCAACAGGAUGUCUGCAAUUAAUCUAGCCACCAUGUUUGCUCCACACAUCAUCUGGCCCAAAAAUGUGUUGGCAAGUGAUCUGCAGAGCAACAUUGACAAACUGAAUAAUGGGGUAGCAUUCCUCAUCAGGCACUCACAGAAACUGUUCAAGGCACCUGUGUAUAUCAAAGAAUAUGGCCGCUUGUACUUCACUGGAUCAAACUCUCUUCAAUCAAAGGACGACUUGACACUCUGUUCUGGGACCAAAGAGGGGCCAGUCACCGCACUAAUGGCCGCCCACCACUCUCCCAUCACGAGAUCAAUUGGAAGUGAGGUCAGCAGUUAUACUGAGUCUGCCCUCAGAGAGCUGUACCAGCAGGUCAACAACAUGCCCCAGUCUGCCAAGAAGAAGAAGCUCAUCAGACAAUUUGAAAAGCAGCCUUUGCUGACCCCUUCGUCUGACUCCCGGACCCCGUUCAGCAGGAAACACUGGCGCUCGCGCUCUCUGGGUGGAAUUAUCAAGAGGAGGGUUUUGGGAAGCCCAACAUUAACGGAGAAGGAGAACGGCAAGCCGCAGAUUCCUCAGCGCAGCAGUUCCAUUGAUGGCCAGGGAACAGAAAAUACUCAGCUGUGAAAGGGUUUAAUCGUCUAUAAAAGAAUGCGCUGUUCACACCUAAGGUAACCUCAGUAUAACUGUGAUGUUGGCCGCUUUAAAGGAUCUUGAUGCUAAACGGUGUAAUGCACUGCAGUGCUCUGACACCAUUUUUAGAUCUGUACUCAACUGUUUUGUUUUUUUGUGUGCGUCCAACUCUUAAAAAUUAAGAUGGCAAGGAAGCUAUUUAAAGACUAGAAGUUUACCUUAAGUGACACAACAUGAAAGAGGUUAAUGGACAAAAGUGAAUAUGUUACAUGCUUUAUUUUAGGUCAAUGUAAUUCACCACUUUUCUUACACUCUUGCGUUACCUCUUAAUUUGCUUUAUUCCUUGUCCAUUUAUGAUCUUGAGGAUGCCAGUGACUUUUUUUUUGUGAAUUUGUCAGUUUUUGGCUUUAUCAUCGACUGAAAUGUGUUUUUAUUUAAUUUGCAAAACCCAAUUGUAUUUAUUUCUCAUUUGUCAUCUGCAUGUUUCAAGUCCUAGAAUCCAGUAUGCAUAUGAUGCGAUGUGCAGGCUUUUCUAUUUAAAUGUUUAAUUAGACUCACAGUCGGUGCAGUCUGUUCAAGACUUUCAUUUCAAAAUCUUAAAAUUCAGAGAUGUGCCUUAAAAUGAAUUUAUCUUAUUUUGUUUUGUGUUUAAGUUUUUAUUCAACUUACAGGGGAACUUUUAUUCCUCCCAAGUUCCCAAUGGCUUUAAGAGUAUAAUGAAAUUUUUAUAAAGAAUCCAUUCAAGUGUCAGUAAGUUAGGGAGUGAAGAGGAACAGGGGUGAAGAAUGGAAGAUGGGAGAUACUGCGUGAAAGGACCAGCUCAUGUAGAUUAAUACUUUUUUUUUGGUCCCUACCAAAGCCCAACACUUGGGUGUCAACACUGUGAUACUUUUAACUACUGCUUCUUUAAACUAUAUCUCGAUUUUGGCUCUUUUAUAAUUUAGUAUUUCUCAGGACAGUUUUGAUUCCUAUGCAACAUUGUAUACAGUCUUAUAGCUUUAUAUGCUUCCAGUCAUGUUUUCAGUUACUCUACUGUUUGGUGCAAGAUGUUUUUCUUUGUGUUUAUUUUAAAUUUUUUACUGUCACUUUUUAUCUCGAAUCCAAUGGAUGGCUGAAUGCAAAUGAAGAUGAAUCUGUUUCCUUUUAUUGUGGUUGUUAAACCUAUUUGAGAGAAUUUGAGCCACUUUUAAAUCCCCCUUGAUGUCUUACUCAUUCAGCAGCAGGUUCCAGUUCAUUGGUCUCUCUACCAACUAUUUAACUAUAGUGUGACGCCACUUAAUUGACCAUGUAAACAUAUGUUAUUGAUGGCGAUACUGCUGUGACGCUAUGCAACUCGCUGUGAUUAAAAGACAUCAAGCGGU